Molecule: messenger RNA, 5076 nt
Organism: Catharus ustulatus (Swainson's thrush)
Lineage: Eukaryota; Metazoa; Chordata; Aves; Passeriformes; Turdidae
Gene: LARS2
Product: leucyl-tRNA synthetase 2, mitochondrial
Exons: 20
Coding region: 104-2599 (831 amino acids)
Biological process (GO): leucyl-tRNA aminoacylation; mitochondrial translation
Cellular component (GO): mitochondrion
Molecular function (GO): leucine-tRNA ligase activity; aminoacyl-tRNA deacylase activity; ATP binding
Source: RefSeq, a predicted model, not a curated record
CGGAGGCGGCGCCUCGCUCCGACACGCAUCCGCCAAGAUGGCGGCGCCCGCGAGCCGGCGGGGGAGCUGAGGGAGGGCGCGCGCAGAUACCAUAACCUUAAGAAUGCAGUCGGCUUAUCAAAGAGUUGGCCCUUGUUCCUCAUGUUUGAAGAAACAACUAAAUGGCUUCCUGGGAAUAAUUAAGUGGCAGAGAAGACUGGUUCCUGCUUGUGUGAGAACUAUUUACAGUGAGACGGGGAAAUGGGAAAAAAGCUAUGGGUUGGAGACAAGAAAACGAGUUGAAAAUUGGUGGUUCCCAAGAAUAAAGGAUCAAUUCUGCAGAAUUUCAGAAACUGAUAAAUCAAGACCAAAAUUUUAUGUGCUUUCUAUGUUCCCAUAUCCUUCUGGGAAGCUUCACAUGGGCCAUGUUCGUGUUUACACCAUCAGUGAUGCAGUAGCUCGGUUCCAGAAAAUGAGAGGGAUGCAGGUGAUAAAUCCAAUGGGAUGGGACGCGUUUGGUUUACCAGCAGAAAAUGCUGCAGUUGAACAUGGCCUUCACCCUGCAAACUGGACACAAAGUAAUAUUCAACACAUGAGGAAACAGUUUGAUGCAUUAGGUCUGUCUUUUACAUGGGAAAGGGAGGUAACCACGUGCUUACCAGAAUACUACAAAUGGACACAAUAUCUCUUUCUUAAGCUUUUUGAAGCUGGGAUAGUGUAUCAAAAAGAGGCCUUGGUUAACUGGGAUCCAGUGGAUCAGACUGUUCUAGCUAAUGAACAGGUGGAUGACAAUGGUUGCUCAUGGCGUUCAGGAGCAAAAGUGGAGCAGAAAUACCUCAAACAGUGGUUUAUCAAGACAACUGCUUAUGCAAAGGCCAUGUUUGAUGCUUUAUCUGAUCUCCCUGAAUGGUAUGGUAUUAAAGAAAUGCAAGCAAAUUGGAUAGGUGACUGCGUUGGGUGCUCUCUUGACUUCUUGCUAAAGGUUAAUGGCAAAGUAACAGAAGAUAAGGUAGCAGCUUACACCUAUACACCUGAAGCCAUUUAUGGAGCUUCCCAUUUAUAUAUCUUACCAACUCACAGAUUGCUGCAUGGGAAUAGCAGUCUCAAGGAAGUCUUUCAGAGAGAGUUCAUCCCAGGAAAAGAUUCCCUUACUUCAGUAACAGCUGUGAAUUUGCUUACCAAUCAGGAGAUUCCUGUGGUCAUCUCAGCAAAAACCAAUUUUGAUAAUUUUCUUGAUGCUAAAAUAGGAAUUCCUAGUACUAGUGCAGAAGAUGCUGCAGUAGCUAAGAAUCUGGGCAUUUCUUUCACUGAAGUCAUUGAGACAUUGCCAAAUGGUUUGGAGAAGGUCAUUAAUUCUGCAGAGAUCACCGGCAUGACUCGGCAGGAGGCUUUAAAAGCUAUUACUCAGCAGGCCAAAAAUAAAAGAGUUGGUGGAGACCUAACAAGUGACAAGUUGAGAGAUUGGUUAAUAUCUCGACAGCGGUACUGGGGAACGCCAAUUCCAAUCAUUCACUGCCAGGCAUGCGGCACUGUUCCUGUGCCUUACGAAGACUUACCUGUGGUGUUGCCCAAUGUGACCACGUUCACAGGAAAGGGAGCCUCACCUUUGGAAAGUGCCCCAGAAUGGGUGAACUGUUCCUGUCCAAGGUGCAAGGCAGCAGCACAGCGAGAAGUCGAUACCAUGGAUACAUUUGUUGAUUCUGCUUGGUACUACCUGAGGUACACUGACCCUCACAACACAGACAGGCCCUUUAAUAGUGACUUAGCAGACUACUGGAUGCCUGUGGAUUUGUACAUCGGAGGCAAGGAGCAUGCAGUUAUGCACUUAUUCUAUGCAAGGUUCUUCAGCCAUUUUUGCCAUGAUCUAAAGAUGACAAAACACAAGGAGCCUUUCCAUAAGCUCUUGGUUCAAGGUCUUAUCAAGAAUCAGACAUUCAGACUACCAACAACAGGCCAGUGUUUGAAGAGAGAGGAAGUUGAUCUCACUGGAAAUGAACCGGUUCACCUAAAAACUGGUGAGAAGCUCCAAGUUGCUUGGGAAAAAAUGAGCAAAUCUAAGCACAAUGGAAUAGACCCUGAGGAAAUAGUGAAAGAGUAUGGCAUUGACACCCUGCGUCUUUACAUUCUGUUUGCUGCUCCUCCGGAACAAGACAUUCUGUGGGAUGCUAAAACUGAUGCCAUGCCCGGCGUUCAGAGAUGGCAGAUGCGCCUCUGGGCACUUGCAACCAAACUUAUUGAAGCAAGGACUUCAGGAACCAUGCCAAAUCCUGAACUUCUGAAUAAAAAAGAGAAGGCUGAAGCCAGAAGGAUCUGGGAGCGGAAGAAUCUGGUGAUUUCUGAGGUAACCGAGUACUUCACAAAGGAUCAUUUGUUCAAUGCUGCUAUUUCCCGAUUAAUGAGCCUCACAAAUGUACUCCAUCAAGCUCCUUGGCCUCUUGUUCUCCACAGCACAGAAUUUGAAGAUGCUUUGGCUUCACUCUGCAUUAUGGUUGCACCUAUGGCUCCACACAUUGCAUCAGAAAUGUGGAAAGGUGGAUUUCUUGAAACUAGGCAGAGAAAGGGAGAUAGAAGAAAAAUUCAAGAUAGGACUUUCAUGAGGAAUUCGUAUGUCAGCUGCUAACUGCUCCUGAAUAUGGAUGACAUUAAGAGCUGAACACCAGGACAGAAAUAGCCCUUUUUAGAAUAACUACGUCAGAGCCGUUGGACUACAAAUAUUUUCUUUCAGGGAUUCAAGCAAAACAAACCAUAUCAGAGGGCUGGAUACUAAAAAGACUAAAGGAGUGUUCAAUAAAAAUCCUACUCUUUUAGGAUGCUCCAGAGACCAAGGGACACUAUGCUGUAAAUUAACCUGCCAUGGAGAAUGGGAAUGGUAGACAGGGUAUAUUUUCUAAGACCUGCUGCAGUUGUAUAGGUCUGAAUACCAAAUGGGCUAAGUUGCGUGGUGCUGAUACAGUUAAAGCCUGAGAAAUAAGAGCUGUGCAUGCCAGAGUUUAGCAACUGAUUUUAAGGUUUAUUGGGAAAAGUGCCAAGAUGCAUGUGUGAAGGUAGGAAUAUAUUCUACAUUGUGGCUGGCCACAAACUGCUGUAUGGUUUUGGACCUAAUGUCAGCUUUUGGAUGCUGUUUUAAUGGUUUUAUUUUCAAUGGUCAUCUCAAAAAACAUCAAGUGUUUGUAGAGCAGUACUACUAAACUGAUGAUAUUUCAGUGUUGGGCAUGGCUCUGUAAUGUUAAUUGCCAAGGAAAGACCACUCUUGCUCAAAGCAGUAAUGAAGCAGAGCCUAUGGAAACAAGAUAUGGUAGGGAGAGUGGGUUGGGUUUUUUUGCAUGUGUUUUCAUUUGCAGUGAUUUUGAAAUGUCUUAACUGUCUAGAAUGAAGAGUGGCAUCAGACAUCAUCCAUCUGGUCUUAUACUAUGAUGUGCCAUCUAAUUAAAAUAAUACUAAAUAAAAGUAGUUAGCAUGACACAUUGGUUGAGAUGGAGGCCGAAGAGACCCAGGAUAAUUACUCAUACAUACAGUACCUUCUGAACUUGGAAUUCUAAUACAUGUUAGGAAAUACAGAAUUAUCAGGUAUGGUUGAUAAAAUGACAAAGAGUGCUAGAGUGUCUUAAUUAACAACUUGUCAAGCAUGAAGCUUAAUCCUGUAGCAUUUUGAAUGUUAGAUAAAGAAGUCUUUUCUUGCUAAUAAAAUCACUGGAGAAUGAAAAUUAUAAUCUCUCUCUGAUGUAAGAAUUAAAAGGAAUCAUAUAAAAUUUGGAAGUGUAUUGUCCUUAGCCUCUCUCUGCAUUUAAAGAUAAAAUUUUACUUGGGUGGUGCAAAGACAUCUGUAGUGUAAUUCAGUGUUGAUUAUUGCCUGAAGAAUUUUAUUACAAAGUUUGAAAAUGAUAGUAUCUUUUAGCAUGGUAAUCAUUGCAUUAUACUCAAGUUAUUAAACAAUUUUAUCAGGAGAAUGUGUGUACAUUUAACUGCUUCAUUGUGGUAAGAAUACUGUAUUAUUUUUAAAUAGGCAACAUCUAUCAGUUACAUCCUGGGAUUGAGAUUUCAUAUUAAAGAUUCCCCAAAUUUUGAAUUGCACUCUGGUUCCACCAAAUCCUGUUGCUCUUCUGAUGUAACCAAUUUCUCAAACUUUGUUGUGUAUAAGUGAUGAUGCUCUAGUAUUUAAAUAAUUUCAAUAUGAAAAUUAAGGUUUCUAAAUACCCUUGUUUUGUCUGUGCUUUAUCUCCGUACUCAGAGAGAAUAAGUCUCUCCUUUUGUACCUUGGCUUUGCAUCUAAAUGUCAGGAUAAUGCUGCUUCCUCUUUUGUAAAUUGGUCAGGAAAAGAGUUUGUAUAUUGUUAGUUCUAUAAAUUGCUCCUAUAGCAGUGGACUCCACUCUUUGUUGGAAGCUGCUUGAAUGCUCAACAAUAGCAACCCACGAUACUUUGUGUGUGAAGAAGUUCUUCUCCUGCCUUAGAAGACAGUUUUUGGUAUUUUAGUGUGUCAGCUUGAUGAUGUUAAUUGUGCAGUGAAUGCACUGGUUUAUCACUGAAUAACAUAAAAAGCAGCCGUAGCCUGUGAGUGUGGGAAGAGUUCAUCCGGCUGAUAUCUUGGCAGUUUAUGAACACUAACAGGAUGAGGAAAUCAGUUUCCUUCCUGAAACCUUGUAUCUAAGGAAUAUACAGACACCAUUUGAGACUUUUGGUUUUAGUUUGUUUGUAGUAGUACAGUAUUUUGUUGUUCAGACAAGGAUAUGAAACUGCUUAUUGUGAGUUGCUAAAUUUUUAUUAGAGAUGGCACAUGAAAGAUAUGUACGCCUUUGGUAAACACAUCUUAGGAAAUACUGAAAUUAAACAUAACUUUCUGCAUUUUUAAAGAUAUCAUUGUCUUAGAAAUAUUUUAACAGUCAUUACAAUAGCUCUGUUGCAAUAACUUAUCUGUAUUCAGCCCUUACUCAAGAAGACUUCUGGAAAGAAUGGAGUUAAGUAAAAGCUAAUUGAUGUUGCAAGUUUUAAUUGAAAAUCUGAAUGUAGAAAUCCCCCUUCUCAAAUCCAGUAAGAAACAUGUUUUGGAGUUUACAGUAAUUUCACGACCAUAAAGCACACCGGACUAUAAGGCGUGCCUC